AAAAAAAAAAAAAAAAAACACAGCUGAAGCUAAGACCUUGCAUUGAGUCAUAGGUUGGGAGAGUUCGGGUUCCGUCGUAAAACUCCUGAAAUGAUGGCUUCAGCUUCAACACCGACAUAUAAUUCAAACUCCUUAGAAAACAACAGCAGUAAGAAUGCAUCAAGCGAGAGUCUCAGAAUGGAACCUCUAGCAGAUGUGCCGCAGUUACCAGGGGAAGAAAGAGUAACAGAUAAAGACAUCAUCUAUAUUUGUCCAUUUAAUGGUGCUGUCAAAGGGAAAGUGUCCAUUACAAAUUAUAGGCUUUUCUUCAAGAGUUUUGAAGUGGAUCCCGCCAUGACCGUCGAUGUGCCUCUUGGAGUCAUCAGCCGGAUUGAGAAGAUGGGCGGGGCCUCCAGUCGAGGGGAGAAUUCCUACGGGUUGGACAUCACCUGCAAGGAUAUGAGGAACUUGAGGUUUGCCUUGAAACAAGAAGGACACAGCAGGAGAGACAUUUUUGAGAUCCUUUUCAAAUACGCCUUUCCACUUUCACAUGGUUUGCAAUUGUUUGCCUUUUUAAGCCAGGAGAAGUUCUCUGAAAAUGGGUGGAACGUUUACAACACCAUUGUGGAGUAUCGGAGACAGGGCUUACCCAACAACAAAUGGAGAAUAACCUUUCUGAAUAGAAAGUAUGAGCUGUGUGACACCUACCCUACCGUCCUCGUGGUGCCUUUCAAAGCAACUGAUGAAGACCUGAGGAAAGUGUCAGCCUUCAGAUCCAGAAACCGGAUACCUGUGGUGUCGUGGAUUCACCCUGUGAAUCAGGCGGUUAUCAUGCGUUGCAGCCAGCCUCUGGUGGGAAUGAGUGGGAAGCGCAACAAAGACGACGAGCGCUACCUGGAUACCAUCAGAGAUGCCAACGGACAGACUGCCAAACUCGCCAUCUACGACGCAAGGCCCAAUGUCAACGCAGUCGCCAAUAAGGCCACAGGGGGCGGAUAUGAAGGAGAGGACGCCUAUCAGAACGCAGAACUGGUCUUCCUGGAUAUCCACAACAUUCACGUCAUGAGGGAGUCGCUGAAGAAGCUCAAAGACAUUGUCUACCCACAAGUGGAAGAGGCACACUGGCUUUCCAGCCUGGAGUCCACACACUGGCUAGAACACAUCAAGCUGGUCUUAGCAGGGGCUAUCCAGGUGGCAGACAAGAUCUCAUCUGGUAACUCGGUGGUAGUGCACUGCAGCGAUGGCUGGGACCGCACUGCACAGCUCACCUCCCUCUCCAUGCUCAUGCUGGACAGCUACUACAGGACCAUGAUUGGCUUCCAAGUGCUUGUGCAAAAGGAGUGGAUCAGCUUUGGACACAAAUUUUCUUCUAGAAUCGGUCAUGGGGACAAGAAUCACACCGAUGCAGACCGGUCUCCGAUUUUCGUGCAGUUUAUUGACUGUGUGUGGCAGAUGACAAAACAGUUUCCUACAGCGUUCGAGUUCAAUGAACUGUUCUUGAUGACAAUUCUGGAUAACCUGUACAGCUGUCGGUUUGGGACAUUCCUGUACAACUGUGAAAGUGUCAGAGACAGCAUGGAGGUGAAAGAGAAGACAGUUUCUUUGUGGUCUAUGAUCAACAGUGAAAACGGAAAGUACAUUAACCCCUUUUACACCAAAGAAUCGAGCCAGGUGCUGUACCCUGUAGCCAGCAUGCGCCACCUAGAGCUCUGGGUGAGCUACUACAUCCGGUGGAACCCAAGGAUCAGACAGCAACAGCAGAACCCAGUGGAACAGCGCUACAUGGAGAUGCUGGCCCUCCGAGAUCAGUACUUGAAAAAGCUGGAGGAGCUCCAUAUCUCGGACUCCCCCCACAUCGCCAACAACUCCAGCUCACCUUCGUCCCCCACGCAGCUGGUCCACCACGUACAGACUCAGCUUUGAAAAAGUGCAAACCUGUAAAUAAUAUGCAAUACAUCACUCUAUACGCCUUCACGUUUAGACCAAAAAAAAAAAGCCUUAAAAAAACAAAAACAAAACAUUGUCUUCUGAACUUAAGGAGGACCUUGAGUUGCACUAGAUGCAGUCUGUGCCUUGAUCUUGAUUUCCCUCAGUUCCACCUUUUUAAUGGGUUAUUUGAAGUUGUAUUUAAAUAUAGUGGGAGUGAGGGGCUGUCAAUGAUAUAGAGAAGUUACAUUUUAAGUGAUUGGCCCCUGCACAAUAUAACUGUAGCCCAAGGUUAAUUUUUUUUAUUAUAAGUUGGGAAGCUGUUUUUGGCAGAUAGCGGUGAGAUGGAGAAAGAGUUUUUUUUUUUUUUUUACGGUUGUUUUGUAUUUACCUCAGUAAUUUACUGUUAAGUCCUGUAGUUUGUAAAUUUUAGGUAUUUUAUUUAGUGUAAAGCUCAAUAGUUUUGUAAAAAAAAAAAAAAAAAAAUAGGUUCUUUAAAAAAAAAAUAGGCAAGAAGUAGAAUUUAACUUUUGUAAAUGUACUGUUAUAGAUGUAAUACCCCUAUAAAAAUGAUUAAUGCAUUGUGUAAGCGCUGCUGGACCCUGGUGAUUUCAGUUGAGGGGGGCAGCAGGUUCACCAAUAGCUGUUUAGUGCAUUUAUUUUCUGUGGGGGGGAUUGUGGAGUUUUUUUAAUUGUAUGUUUACAUAGGAUUACCAUUUAAUGAGAAUAUAUUCUGCCUUAUAGUAAAAUUAAACUAGAAGUACUAUAUUGUUAGGCGGGCCUGGACGUUGUAAAUAAUUCUGAUUGAAGUUAAUAUAAAAGUAAGUAAGGUUUAGUUUGCUUUGAAGAGGCCUGUAAUGAGAUCUAAAGAUUUGCUAUGAAAGUUUUGGAGAAGCCAGAGCCUCAUUCUUCUGUAGUGCAAUGAGCUCCUGAUUUUGAAAGAUGGUAGGUUUGUAGGAACGUGAUCUUUGUGUUUUGGGUAAAAAACAUAAGUUGCAUAGUGUGGAUUGCAUUUUUUAAAACGAAAAAACAAAGAAAGAUAAUUUAGUGAUGGGACAAACAAGAGACAACAAAAGAAUAUUAAAAUAUUGUAAAGGUUUGUAGCUGAAAAUAUAUGAAAAUGCACCGCUUUGUUACAGGAAAUCGGUGCUAUUCAAUUCAGUGUCUUUGCAGGCCUCUUUGGGGUUGUUCCAGAAAAUGGCACCUAACAAAUGAACCUUUAGGAGCUGCAGAACCACACACUGGACACACACUGGUAUUGUCUUACAUGGUUAGGGUUGGCCGUUGAUAUAAACCUGUUUGAAUGAAAACUACAAUUUUAGAUUUAGCCAACACUAGGCUAGCUGCAGGUGAAGCCCUCCAUAUGUGUUUGCAAGCAAACCACUGUGUAUCGUAUUCAAUGGCAUUCUAAUGCUUCUCCUUAAUUCUAACAGUACCAUAUGUCAGUGUAAAAUAAACCCACCAAUUUUUAGUCACACAGUCCUUUUAAUAUUUAAACAUUUAUGUAUGCAAGUCAUGGUCAAAGUGGUUGCAGUGCAGCUGAGGCCUAACAUGUCCAAAGUUUUGUGUAAAUUACCGUGCUCUAGACCAAAGGAAAAGCAUAUUAUUAUUAUUAAUUUUUUCCCUCUGGUGCAUUACUGUCAAGCAGUAUUUUUUUCUUCCUGAAGACCUUUCAAUAAAUGUUUGUUU
This is a messenger RNA of Polyodon spathula (Mississippi paddlefish), 3594 nucleotides long. Its product is annotated as myotubularin-like. Gene Ontology annotation, cellular component: plasma membrane. The transcript has 15 exons. Gene Ontology annotation, biological process: negative regulation of autophagosome assembly; dephosphorylation; muscle cell cellular homeostasis. Lineage: Eukaryota; Metazoa; Chordata; Actinopteri; Acipenseriformes; Polyodontidae. Bases 91 to 1902 code for a protein of 603 amino acids. Gene Ontology annotation, molecular function: phosphatidylinositol-3,5-bisphosphate 3-phosphatase activity. The record is from RefSeq and is a predicted model, not a curated record.